ACUCUCGCCUACCCGCAUAUCCUCUCUGAUAGAUCUCUUCUUACUCUUGAAGCCGUUACACGGACCUACACUUCCGAAGCCGCAGUCACCAGCAACAUAAGAUUUCCCUGGGCCACCCCACCCUCCUCAUACGCCCCACCUCAACCGCACCUGCGCACGCACUGUUUCUUCAUAUCCGCUCACAAUGACGUCUCAAGCCUCGAAGCGACUGUUUAAAGAAUACCGGGAUCUGUCGUCUAACCCACCGGAUGGCAUCACAGCGGGCCCGGUGACGGAGGACGAUAUGUUCGUGUGGGAGGCACUCAUACAGGGGCCGGAGGAUACGCCGUUUGAGGGCGGCGUAUUCCCUGCGGAAUUGAAGUUCCCGAAGGACUACCCGCUUGCGCCGCCGAAAAUGAAGUUUCUGGUCGAGAUGUGGCAUCCGAACGUGUAUCCCAACGGCGAGGUCUGCAUCUCGAUCCUGCACCCACCUGGCGACGACCCGCACCACUACGAGCAGGCGUCCGAACGGUGGUCGCCGAUACAGAGCGUGGAGAAAAUCCUCAUCAGUGUGAUGAGCAUGCUGGCGGAGCCGAACGACGAGUCGCCAGCGAACGUGGACGCGGCGCGAAUGUGGAGGGAGAAGCGUGUCGAGUAUGAGAGGAUUGUUAGGGAUAACGUGAGGAAGAGUCUUGGGCUGUAAGGUUCCAGGAGAGGAGGAUAGAGCGUUUCUGAACGGAGCAAUUAGAUACGAGAGUCGAGAGCGUCAUGAUGUUAUGUUUCGAUGCAUUUGCAUGGCGUUUGGGAUCGACUUCUGUGGGAGUGUGCAAGAGGUGCCUUAAGCAAGAGAUACCAGUCAAUGGCGCUCGACCUCGAGAGCCAGGGUGUAGAACCCUUUCCGAUGCCUCAACAACCAGCGAAUUCUUGGUCAGGUACAACGCAUAUUUGAUCAGUUAUGGUCUGUCGGCAUGAACCACAAACGGAUGCUCAAUCCGGAUGUCUAGUCACAGUGGGGCCAUAAGUAAUCUACGAUCAGCGAGAUUUUACAGGACUGCCUUCACGCAUAUGCUUUGAGAGGCAAGUGUCUUGCUGGACCAAGAACACUCGGCGAUACAGAAGGAGGUCGUGAUUACAUAUGCGUAUAGUACCUCAAGUCACCCUAAGCUUAAUAAUAGGAAG
This is a messenger RNA of Paraphaeosphaeria sporulosa, 1158 nucleotides long. RefSeq names its product ubiquitin-conjugating enzyme. The record is from RefSeq and is a predicted model, not a curated record. Gene Ontology annotation, cellular component: cytosol; endoplasmic reticulum. The coding region runs from base 185 to 682 and encodes 165 amino acids. The transcript has 2 exons. NCBI's taxonomy places the organism in Eukaryota, Fungi, Ascomycota, Dothideomycetes, Pleosporales, Didymosphaeriaceae.